Messenger RNA from Pectinophora gossypiella (pink bollworm), 3912 nucleotides. RefSeq lists its product as uncharacterized. NCBI's taxonomy places the organism in Eukaryota, Metazoa, Arthropoda, Insecta, Lepidoptera, Gelechiidae. The transcript is spliced from 5 exons. The record is from RefSeq and is a predicted model, not a curated record. Bases 462 to 1664 code for a protein of 400 amino acids.
UCGUGUUCGGAAUAGCACGUACGUUACCGCUCCGUAAAGCAUCGACGAUCGUGAUCAAAAAACAUUAUGAACCCGGUCUAAACUGCUUGUUUUGAUUUACAACCACUAAUAAAACUGUGAAAGUUACUUUUGGAAGAAUAACUGUGUGAUAAAGUUACUUUUGAACGAGAUUUAGUGUUGCAAUUUCAUUGUUGAUCUAAAAGUUAGUAUUGUUCGCUCGGGAUGGCUAGGUUGUGCGGUGAAUGGUGCCUUUAUGUUAGUUGGUGUCCAAUUGGAUUCUAAUACGGCAUUGGACUUGUUUUUUAGAGUCACAUGCUGUAUCCAGCACUAUUUUGCAGGUGGGCACUAUUCCGGUGUAAACUGGUUAUACCACUACCAAUGGUUGACUCGAUCACAUAUCUACAAAUAGACCUCUGAUUUUCAACUGGUGAACAUCGCAAAACUGGCCCGCUAAUAACAACAUGGAUUCGGAGAGCCGGAGUGAGUCGGCUCUUAACAGCCCGACGGAGCCAGAUGUUUCCCUGGCAGCGUCGCUCACCGACCCGCUCGAAGCCCACACACUGGACGAAGCUAGGAGAACCAUCAGGGACCUCCGCAUGAAGUACCGUGCGCAGGCGCAUCAGCUGCUGACAUGGCGGCGCGCGCAACGCACGCAGGAGGAGCUCGUCUCUCGCCUUCAACGCGAGAAGGCUGAGCAGCUCAAGUCACUCUCCAGCCAACUGCUCCUCUUCGAGUCCCGGCUCGUGCGCAAGCAGAAGGAAAUCUCCAACAUGCUCGCCCUAAGGGAAACUAUCAUCAUGAAACAACAGAAAGUGAUUGAAUCACUACAAUCUAAGCUCCUCGAUAAUGGUAUCGAUACAUCCCAAACGAUCCCCGAUUUUCGAGACAUGCUCCAAGAUACUCAUAUCACUGGGGACUUCGAUUCCCUCAACGACUCCGAUUCGGCUGUGAUAAUGGAAGACGUGGACUCCGACUGCAGCAACCUCCCUCAUAUACCGAGGUUCCGCUCAGCCAACCCUGACACCGUCACUAUUGUCAGGUCUAUAUCUGACGCUAUAGACCCCAAUCUAAAAUACAGUAUCGUGCGGCGGUCAAACGGAUUCCUGCGAAGACCAGAGAUCUUAGAGACGGUCUACAGCGUCGAGGAGGAAGCUGAUGGUGACUCCCAGAAGGGUCUGAGUGCUCAGAGCAGCACAGAAAAGGACAUAAAAGACGCAAAUAAAACUGAUGAAGAGAAAUAUAAAGAAACAAGCCUUCUUGCUCAGCGACGGGACAACUUCCGAAUGAGAAGCGUCCUGUUAACAGCUGAAGUAAAGAGCAUAGAUAACGACAAAGAUCUCAAGCCAAAAAUGACUAAGGAAAUCUGGUCAUACAGUUACGUGCCAAAAAGGAUGACCCCCGCCAACGAUUCGGAUGAGGAGGUCACCUCAAACGCUGAGAGCGAUCAGGAGGAAACCGAACAGAGGGCCAACCAUGUCGUGACAUACAACCGAGUGAUGUCCAACCACAGGAACGUGACAAAACCUAAAGACGUAAAGUACAAGAGGAUAAAUAAAGCUAAGUCGAAAAGUUUAGAGGAACUCAGGGGAAGGUUAAAGAAUUGGGUGGAGAAGGGGAACAAGCUAUCAAACAUACCGCUGGAGCACGCCCAGAGCUAUGCCUGAACAAUUAAAAGUUCCUUUAAGUUCACGUGUGAAUUCGGAUAUUGGAAGUUCCAAAGUCGGCGAACGACUUUUGAUUGCUUGAUUUGUUCCGAAGUAAUGCUUUUAAACUUUAAAAUCGAGCAUUUAAUGUCAAAUAGCAUCACUUUAUAUAUCACACGCAACUUACAUACCUUUUCAAAUUAGGUAGAGUAAACUAACAGCUUUAUAUGAUGGAGGCAAAAGUUUAUCUAUACAUUAUUCUUGAUACAGAUCUAUUGUAAAUAGUAUUUCCUAUUGUGAAACUUAUUUAGGCUUAAAGUACUUGUAAUUUGAAUAUUUUUCAAUUUUCGCAGUUCUCUGUAGGUGCACUUUAGCCUGUGACCUGUUUAGGUAUGUUCAAAGUUGAUAUUUUUAGAGUAAUGCAAAUGUUGUUAGCGCUUAAUGUGACCUGCCUACUGUAUUGUAGGCUAUUGGCCUAAUGUUAAUGUUACAAAGGUAAAUAAUAUACAGGCUUAUUUUUGAUGCAUAUAGCCUAAAAACUAUUUAAAUAUACGCAUCUAUAGAGAGCUGAGAAUAUGCUUUAAAUGUAACUAAUUCUUGUGCACGACUGAUUUUGAGUAUUUCAUUUAGUCUAAUGUAAGAUAUUAUUGAGAAGUUGUUUGCUUCGUUGGAAUUGAAUACAUUGUUCUGUGAUGCGCGUUUUAUCAGUUCAUAACACUUUAUUGGCAAAUUAGUAAUGCUGUACAUUAAUUAUAUUUAAUAAGUCAUAUUAAGAACUCGACAUAUUUAUAAGUAUCACGAAUCAGCUGUAAUUAUACGAAAAACACAUUCAUUUGCGGGAAAUACUUCGCUAUUAACAUCACCUCUCUAGCGUUGCCCCGUUUUCACAGGGUCCAGUUAUCUGUCCUAAAAAUUUUACAGGUCCAUCUUUUAACGACUGUCAACCUGACCUUCUAAGUCAAGAGAAAACCGGCCUAAUUACAGGUUAGGCUGCAUUCCAAAAUCAUUUUCUGGGAUUUUGCUUCACUCUUAAAUACUUCUCGGUGAUUUCCCGAACAAUCCAUUUCCAUAUUUGUAUGAGCCAAAUUGCCCCCUGAGUACUAAUAUUUUAUAAGUCAGACUUAGAAAUAGUUAAAACACAGUAUGUGUUGUCAGCUUAUAAAUAUGUUUAGUCCUAUAAAAUAUAAUGUUAAACCGGAAAUCGAUGUUCGUAUACUUGUAUCUAUUGUACUCAUAUCUUGGUGCCAAUUAUUAAAAAUAUUUUCCCAAAUUACUUAAUAAAUAAUUAUUAUCAAUGUGUAAACAAAUUUUAAUAGAAGACGCUGUGAAAUAUUUUAACUAUUUUUUUAUUUAAGGAAGUCGUAGACAAGGAGUUUGUAACGGAAAUUUUAGUCCGUGGAAAAAGUAUGAAAAAUAGGCUAAUUUUUAACUAGUCAAAUCAGUUACUUUUUACUAAACGUCAAAACACAAAAUUACUAUGGAAUUUGUAUGAAAUAGGACAGUGUGACAUCGUAGAAAUCGUGAUAAAAUGUCGGACUUAUUAUUACGUUUUUCUUGAUUAAAAUUGAUAAAUAAGUUAAAUUGGAAAAAUAAAAUGUUUUUCGUUAUUUUCGAUCUGUCUUUAUUUAGUAAUCAGAGUUUUAUAAUUUAUCUUGAACCUAGUACACGACCCAGAAAAAUCACGCCACUUUUCAGUGAAACUAUAACCCGGACCAAUCAAAUAGACAUCUCCCUAGUAUUCAUAAUGCACAGCGUUUGACAUGUACUGUCAACUUAAUUCUGUCAGGUGAAUGCCGUGUUCCUAAAAACUUUGAAAGACUAGUUGGUUGCCCGUCCCUUUCCUUUCAGCGGAUAAGAAAAUGACAAGUUUAAGUAACCUAAAAUAAAAUUAGGAUAUCUGAAGGACCAAUGUGUCUGUUUGAUCAAGUUUCUACGGACUAAAAUGUUCGCAACGGAUAGCCGUUGUCUGCGAAACGCUUUACGAAGAAAAAUUGCAUGUAGAAAAUAGUAGAGGAAAAUUGUUUUUUAUUUAUUUUUUGUUAUGUAUCUCGUAAAAAGAACAUAUAUUUUUCUAUCUUAUACGGCGUCUUGGAUUUAAUAUUAACUUCACAUAUCAUUUCUGACAAUAGAUGUUUGUUAAAUAGCUUAAAUAAAUGUUUAAGUAUAACAGUUUAAUUCACAUAGUUUACAAAAUGUUUGUUCCACGGAUUCGUUUCAUUGCUAACAAUAGUCACUGGACUUUAAUGGAAAAUAAAAAUUUAAAUCAUUA